Schizophyllum commune H4-8 is the source of this 2709-nucleotide messenger RNA. RefSeq lists its product as uncharacterized. Lineage: Eukaryota; Fungi; Basidiomycota; Agaricomycetes; Agaricales; Schizophyllaceae. The record is from RefSeq and is a predicted model, not a curated record. The transcript is spliced from 10 exons. The coding region runs from base 1 to 2709 and encodes 902 amino acids.
AUGUCGGACUCGACGACUCUCAACGUGAACCUUUUUGACGGCGUGAUGGGUGGUCCUUGCUUUGGGGAUGGAUCGGACUCAGAGUCGCAACAGUCUCAAGCGACGUGCGUCGGACAGGAAGACCAGACAACUGCCCCUUCGCCGGCACCCGGACCGCAAGUUAUCGACGAUCCCAUGCAAGACCAUACAUUGCCCAUCACCGAGGCUUCGAUAUCUACCAAUAACGCAACGCAUCCACAGCCUGCAUCUCAACCGCUUUCGCCCUCACUGUAUCAACAUGCCAUUGACGCUAUUGACUCAGCUUUGCCUGGCUCUCCGUCUGCAACUGUUCUCGACUCUACCUCUGCUCUCGAACUUUUAUCUGCUUUCAACGCUGCUCCUAAUUUCGAUCCUGCUCUCGCUCCUGCUUCCCAUAGUACUCGCUCUCCCACUCUCGACACCGAGACCGAUGCAUUGCUUGUCGACGACAUCUCUUCCUGCGCUAGUUCUCAACCUACGCCAUCUGCCCAGCAAGAGGACACGCAUAUACCCAGUCAGGACUCCGAUAUACCCACUUUCCACGAUGAUCUACGGUUUGAUAAUAUGGCCCCGUCGGAUUCGCCGCAAGAUAUACUUACGGCGGCCGAACCCCACGUCUACGAAGAGCCGUCUGGGUUUCGCGAAGAUGGUGCGCGCAGAGUGCAUGAUCACCAGGCGCAUGGGUCGGAGUUGGAACUCCAAGUAGAGCUCGUUGCCGACGUUGGGGGUGUUGAAGAUCAAGGAGCCCCCGACGGAAUCGGCGGAGGCGCAUAUAACGAAGGGCUUCAUAACUAUGCACACGACCAGAAUGUUUGCGCCCAUCAUGACUCGCCAGCCGCGGUUGAUGACUUCGGCGACUCUAGGCAUAUAGCAGAGCCUGACGAGUAUCAGGGUCAUCCUAUCGACGAAGAGCCCGUGGAGCACUGGAAGGUAUCCCAUGGUGAUGAUGAACACUCGGCGGACGUGCAGAUGAGCGAUGACGCGGGGACUGCAUAUUUUCCUGCGUAUAGCGAGGACGUCCGCAUGGCCCACGCCGGCGAAGAUGGUAGUGACAUUCCCACCCCGCCGCAACCAGAGAUUGGCUGGCAGCUCGGCGACGAGGGAAGCGAUGACGACCUGUACGUGCGGGACGACGAGCCGCCCGAGACCCGAGCGCGCCGGCUUGACGACCACAGCGCCAACCUCGAUAUCCUCGAUGACCCUACCGCCAACCAGGCUCCUGAAGCUUACAUCUGCCCGCCUUCGUCCUCCCCGCCUUCCAGCUCGCCUCCCGUCUUUUUCUCUUCAUCACAGGCAUCGCGCACGUCUUCGCAGUCGUCGGCCUUCGUCGAUCCGGUGGAGAAGAUGGACGAGGAUGUUGCGGAAGCCAUCAUCGUCGAUGGGAAUAGCGAGAUCAUCGCCGAUGGGGAUAGCGAGAUCAUCGCCGAUGGGGAUGUCGAGGCAGAGGUCGUUGAGGGAGAUGCCGCGGAGGUUGUCAUUGACGAGAAUGCGGCGAAGGAGGUCGACGUGGAGGUGGCGGACAAAUUGGCCGGGGGUAUUGCGAAGAAUUCGGACGAAGCCGCUGCAGCAGAGGCCAAAGAGGAGGUCACAGUCAAAAUGCAGGAGGACGUCGCGCAGGGGAUCAACCAAGCCAACGCGGAGAUGACGAGGAAGGACGCCCCAUUUUCGGCAACUCUCCAGCCGGACUCUGACCUUUACCAGGGCGAGCCUUCGUCGUGGCAUCGUGAAGAACCCGAUGUGGCGACGACAUCGAUAGCAGAAGACUCGACCAUGGAGGCCCCUGCAUCCACCAAGGCUGAUGUUGUCAUUGACACUGAAGCUUCGUCUGAACCCAAGCCCGUGGUUCCGCAGAAGCGCAAGUUCGAGUUUGACGAGGACGAUAUCGAGAUAUUGCGCCACGUUCCACCUCCCCCGCCCACCACGAAGCGUCCUACUGCCCUAGCAUACAAAGCACAGUCCAAGAAGCUCGCUAAACCCUUCCGACCUCCCGCGAUGAAACCCAAGGUCGAGGCCGACGACGCCGUACCACCAAUCUCCAGCCCACCUUGCACCAGCCCGCCGCGCGCCAGCUCUCCUACUCCCUCUACAGUCACCAAACCACCUUCGGUCGACAGAAAGAAACAACACCGCACCCAGCGCGCCGCCUCGCAGUUCAAGUCGCCCCUAACGCCCGGCGCCUCCACCGCGAUGACCUCGAACGUGCGCCUGACGCCGCAGAUCCAGGCGCUGGAGCGUAAACUGCAGGUGCUGAAGCGCGCGGUCAAGGUGCGGCGGGAGGGCGAGGAAGGCACGUUGGAGGGGUUGGUGAAAAGGUGGACGGAGGCGGGGCGGGAGGUCGCGUGGGAGGUGUGGGGGUUGACGAAGGAGGCGGCGCAGGGUGGGGAUUGGGGGUAUGGCAGUGGUGGGCAGGCGAAGGGUGGAUUCGGAGGCGGGUUUGGGAAGGAGGAGGAUGCGAAUAAGGGGUGGGGGUGGGAUAAGGAGGAUGAGAAGAAGGGUGGGAGUUCGUGGGGGUGGGCGAAUGAGGGAGAUGGGGAGGCUGAGGAGGAGAAUAAGGAUGAUGGUUCGCAGUACAAGGACGAGGAAGAGGAGGCGAAGCCGCAGCAGACACUGGGGACGAUGCUGCGUCUGCUUGGGAUUGCGCCCGAGACGCUUGGGUGGGAUGAUAACGAGGAGGGAUUCGUAGACGCGUGA